AUGUACUGGAUGUGUGUCGAAAGUCCAGCAGUGUCGAAAGUCCAGCAGUGUCGAAAGUCCAGCAGUGUCGAAAGUCCAGCAGUGUCGAAAGUCCAGCAGUGUCGAAAGUCCAGCAGUGUCGAAAGUCCAGCAGUGUCGAAAGUCCAGCAGUGUCGAAAGUCCAGCAGUGUCGAAAGUCCAGCAGUGUCGAAAGUCCAGCAGUGUCGAAAGUCCAGCAGUGUCGAAAGUCCAGCAGUGUCGAAAGUCCAGCAGUGUCGAAAGUCCAGCAGUGUCGAAAGUCCAGCAGUGUCGAAAGUCCAGCAGUGUCGAAAGUCCAGCAGUGUCGAAAGUCCAGCAGUGUCGAAAGUCCAGCAGUGUCGAAAGUCCAGCAGUGUCGAAAGUCCAGCAGUGUCGAAAGUCCAGCAGUGUCGAAAGUCCAGCAGUGUCGAAAGUCCAGCAGUGUCGAAAGUCCAGCAGUGUCGAAAGUCCAGCAGUGUCGAAAGUCCAGCAGUGUCGAAAGUCCAGCAGUGUCGAAAGUCCAGCAGUGUCGAAAGUCCAGCAGUGUCGAAAGUCCAGCAGUGUCGAAAGUCCAGCAGUGUCGAAAGUCCAGCAGUGUCGAAAGUCCAGCAGUGUCGAAAGUCCAGCAGUGUCGAAAGUCCAGCAGUGUCGAAAGUCCAGCAGUGUCGAAAGUCCAGCAGUGUCGAAAGUCCAGCAGUGUCGAAAGUCCAGCAGUGUCGAAAGUCCAGCAGUGUCGAAAGUCCAGCAGUGUCGAAAGUCCAGCAGUGUCGAAAGUCCAGCAGUGUCGAAAGUCCAGCAGUGUCGAAAGUCCAGCAGUGUCGAAAGUCCAGCAGUGUCGAAAGUCCAGCAGUGUCGAAAGUCCAGCAGUGUCGAAAGUCCAGCAGUGUCGAAAGUCCAGCAGUGUCGAAAGUCCAGCAGUGUCGAAAGUCCAGCAGUGUCGAAAGUCCAGCAGUGUCGAAAGUCCAGCAGUGUCGAAAGUCCAGCAGUGUCGAAAGUCCAGCAGUGUCGAAAGUCCAGCAGUGUCGAAAGUCCAGCAGUGUCGAAAGUCCAGCAGUGUCGAAAGUCCAGCAGUGUCGAAAGUCCAGCAGUGUCGAAAGUCCAGCAGUGUCGAAAGUCCAGCAGUGUCGAAAGUCCAGCAGUGUCGAAAGUCCAGCAGUGUCGAAAGUCCAGCAGUGUCGAAAGUCCAGCAGUGUCGAAAGUCCAGCAGUGUCGAAAGUCCAGCAGUGUCGAAAGUCCAGCAGUGUCGAAAGUCCAGCAGUGUCGAAAGUCCAGCAGUGUCGAAAGUCCAGCAGUGUCGAAAGUCCAGCAGUGUCGAAAGUCCAGCAGUGUCGAAAGUCCAGCAGUGUCGAAAGUCCAGCAGUGUCGAAAGUCCAGCAGUGUCGAAAGUCCAGCAGUGUCGAAAGUCCAGCAGUGUCGAAAGUCCAGCAGUGUCGAAAGUCCAGCAGUGUCGAAAGUCCAGCAGUGUCGAAAGUCCAGCAGUGUCGAAAGUCCAGCAGUGUCGAAAGUCCAGCAGUGUCGAAAGUCCAGCAGUGUCGAAAGUCCAGCAGUGUCGAAAGUCCAGCAGUGUCGAAAGUCCAGCAGUGUCGAAAGUCCAGCAGUGUCGAAAGUCCAGCAGUGUCGAAAGUCCAGCAGUGUCGAAAGUCCAGCAGUGUCGAAAGUCCAGCAGUGUCGAAAGUCCAGCAGUGUCGAAAGUCCAGCAGUGUCGAAAGUCCAGCAGUGUCGAAAGUCCAGCAGUGUCGAAAGUCCAGCAGUGUCGAAAGUCCAGCAGUGUCGAAAGUCCAGCAGUGUCGAAAGUCCAGCAGUGUCGAAAGUCCAGCAGUGUCGAAAGUCCAGCAGUGUCGAAAGUCCAGCAGUGUCGAAAGUCCAGCAGUGUCGAAAGUCCAGCAGUGUCGAAAGUCCAGCAGUGUCGAAAGUCCAGCAGUGUCGAAAGUCCAGCAGUGUCGAAAGUCCAGCAGUGUCGAAAGUCCAGCAGUGUCGAAAGUCCAGCAGUGUCGAAAGUCCAGCAGUGUCGAAAGUCCAGCAGUGUCGAAAGUCCAGCAGUGUCGAAAGUCCAGCAGUGUCGAAAGUCCAGCAGUGUCGAAAGUCCAGCAGUGUCGAAAGUCCAGCAGUGUCGAAAGUCCAGCAGUGUCGAAAGUCCAGCAGUGUCGAAAGUCCAGCAGUGUCGAAAGUCCAGCAGUGUCGAAAGUCCAGCAGUGUCGAAAGUCCAGCAGUGUCGAAAGUCCAGCAGUGUCGAAAGUCCAGCAGUGUCGAAAGUCCAGCAGUGUCGAAAGUCCAGCAGUGUCGAAAGUCCAGCAGUGUCGAAAGUCCAGCAGUGUCGAAAGUCCAGCAGUGUCGAAAGUCCAGCAGUGUCGAAAGUCCAGCAGUGUCGAAAGUCCAGCAGUGUCGAAAGUCCAGCAGUGUCGAAAGUCCAGCAGUGUCGAAAGUCCAGCAGUGUCGAAAGUCCAGCAGUGUCGAAAGUCCAGCAGUGUCGAAAGUCCAGCAGUGUCGAAAGUCCAGCAGUGUCGAAAGUCCAGCAGUGUCGAAAGUCCAGCAGUGUCGAAAGUCCAGCAGUGUCGAAAGUCCAGCAGUGUCGAAAGUCCAGCAGUGUCGAAAGUCCAGCAGUGUCGAAAGUCCAGCAGUGUCGAAAGUCCAGCAGUGUCGAAAGUCCAGCAGUGUCGAAAGUCCAGCAGUGUCGAAAGUCCAGCAGUGUCGAAAGUCCAGCAGUGUCGAAAGUCCAGCAGUGUCGAAAGUCCAGCAGUGUCGAAAGUCCAGCAGUGUCGAAAGUCCAGCAGUGUCGAAAGUCCAGCAGUGUCGAAAGUCCAGCAGUGUCGAAAGUCCAGCAGUGUCGAAAGUCCAGCAGUGUCGAAAGUCCAGCAGUGUCGAAAGUCCAGCAGUGUCGAAAGUCCAGCAGUGUCGAAAGUCCAGCAGUGUCGAAAGUCCAGCAGUGUCGAAAGUCCAGCAGUGUCGAAAGUCCAGCAGUGUCGAAAGUCCAGCAGUGUUCUGAAAACCGAUACCAAAAAUGGUCGGUGCCAAUGA
Molecule: messenger RNA, 3012 nt
Organism: Schistocerca americana (American grasshopper)
Lineage: Eukaryota; Metazoa; Arthropoda; Insecta; Orthoptera; Acrididae
Product: probable GPI-anchored adhesin-like protein PGA18
Exons: 1
Coding region: 1-3012 (1003 amino acids)
Source: RefSeq, a predicted model, not a curated record